Messenger RNA from Lotus japonicus, 789 nucleotides. RefSeq lists its product as uncharacterized. NCBI's taxonomy places the organism in Eukaryota, Viridiplantae, Streptophyta, Magnoliopsida, Fabales, Fabaceae. The transcript has a single exon. The record is from RefSeq and is a predicted model, not a curated record. The coding region runs from base 1 to 789 and encodes 262 amino acids.
AUGUCUCAAUAUGCUAAGUUCAUGAAGGAGAUACUCUCUAAGAAAAGGAGGUUGAGUGAAGAGAAUGAUAUCGUUGAGCUGAUUGAGGAGUGUAGCUCUAUUCUGCAAAGGAAGCUUCCACCCAAACGAAAGGAUCCAGGUAGUUUCACUCUACCUGUUAAUUUUGGGGCGUCAAAGGAAGUGAGAGCCUUAUGCGAUUUAGGGUCAAGCGUCAACUUAAUGCCUCUAUCAAUGUUUGAGCGACUUAAUGUUGGAGAGCUGAAGCCAACAAUGAUGAUGCUUCAACUAGCGGACCGCUCCAUAGUGACUCCAUGGGGGGUUGUAGAAGAUGUGCUACUAAGAGUAGGAGAGUUCGAGUUCCCGGUGGACUUCGUGAUAAUUGAUAUGGAUGAGGACUCUAAAAUACCGUUGUUUCUGGGAAGACCGUUCCUAGCCACUUCACAAGCGAAAAUAAAUGUGGGAAAAGGAACAAUAUCUUUAAGGGUAGCUGAUGAAAAAAUCACUUUCACCAUAUUUGACCUGAAGCCAAAGCCAGUUGAGAAGAAUGAUGCAUUCUUGGUGGCGAUGAUGGACAAGUGGAGUGAUGAGAAGUUGAAACAGUUCUUCUUCACAGAAAAAUCGAGAGCAAUUAUUAAGAAGAAGGAGAACCCAAAGAGAAAUCAAGUUGAACCAGUCCUUCAUACAAGCGUGGUUGUUAAUUCAGACCAGAAGGAGAAGAACCAAAGAAAUCAAGCUGAACCAGUUCAUUUUGAAAGCGUUGUGGCCAACAUGGAGCGGAAAGAGGAGUAA